Molecule: messenger RNA, 1615 nt
Organism: Gymnogyps californianus (California condor)
Lineage: Eukaryota; Metazoa; Chordata; Aves; Accipitriformes; Cathartidae
Gene: ERAL1
Product: Era like 12S mitochondrial rRNA chaperone 1
Exons: 11
Coding region: 1-1419 (472 amino acids)
Biological process (GO): ribosomal small subunit assembly
Cellular component (GO): mitochondrial matrix
Molecular function (GO): GTP binding; ribosomal small subunit binding; rRNA binding
Source: RefSeq, a predicted model, not a curated record
AUGGCGGCACACGUCGCCGUGGCGGCGGCCCGGGCCGUGCGCUGGGCCUUGAGGGCCGCCGCGGCGGGGCCGCUCCUGCCGGGCCCAGCCCGUCUCCUGGAGAGCUGCGCCCCGCGGGCCACCGCGCUCCCCGCCCGCUGGAGCGGGAGCAGCUCUGCGCUGGGCAGCAUCCUGGGCAUCCCCGCCGAGAAGCCGAGCGACGCCCUGGGCCAGCACCCGCCGCCCGUUGCCACCAGCAAAGAGGAACAAGACCGCCUGUUACAGGAUCGGCCUGACCAGCCGCAGAACCCCAAGGUUUUACGAAUUGCCAUCAUCGGCGCGCCCAACGCUGGGAAGUCCACGCUCUCUAAUCAGCUCUUGGGCAGAAAGGUUUUCCCCGUCUCUAAGAAAGUGCACACAACCCGCUGCAAAGCCCGGGGUGUCGUCACGUACGAGGACACACAACUGAUCAUUCUGGACACACCUGGCCUCACGAGUCCCUUGAAAGCCAAAAGACAUAAAUUAGAUGAAGCCAUGCUGACAGACCCAUGGGACAGCAUGAAACAUGCGGAUUUAGUUCUGGUUUUGGUGGACGUGUCGGAUCACUGGAUGCGAAACUGUCUGAGCAAGGAGGUGCUGAAGUGUCUUUCUCAGUUUCCCCAGAUCCCCAGUGUCCUGGUUCUGAACAAGGUGGAUCUGCUAAAGAAGAAGUUUAUCCUGCUGGAACUAGUAGCUGAGCUAACAGAGGGAAUUGUAAACGGAAAGAAAUUAGAAGUGAAAUCUGCAUUUAAACAUAAUUCCAGUUCUUCGGCAAUGUCUCCUCUUCAAAUCACUUGGGCUUCUCCAUCUGAAAACAGGGCCCGUGAGUCUCACUGUCUGCAGGAAACAGAUCAAGCCCAGGAAGGCUCUAGCUUGGGCAACAGCGGUGAUGAUAUGAGGGCUUCCGAGUCCAGUCUUGUCACAGAAGAAGCACAAGGGCCAAAGUGCUCUGGACCCCGAGAUCUGAAAAAUAUGAAAGGCUGGCCGUGCUUCCAGGAGAUCUUCAUGCUGGCAGCUCGCCGUGGGGAGGAGGUGGAUACGCUCAAGCGGUACCUCCUGAUGCAAGCCAAGCCAGGCCCUUGGGAGUUUCACAGUGGGGUCUUGACCAGCCAGUCACCUCAAGAGAUCUGUGAUAAUAUCAUCAGGGAGAAGAUACUGGAGUACCUGCCACUGGAAGUGCCUUACGGCGUGAUUCAGGUGACGGAGAUGUGGGAGGAAGGACAGAGUGGGGAGCUCCUCAUCGUGCAGAGCCUCUUGGUCCCAAGGAAGUCUCAUAUGACGAUGUUGAUUGGAAGAGGAGGUAAGGUUAUCAGCAGGAUUGCUCAGGAAGCUGGCCAGGACCUGAUGAACGUUUUCCUGUGCGAUGUCCGCUUGAAGCUCAAGGUGGAGAUGAAGAGUUGAGCUCUUUGCGUAUGUUUUAACAGCCCUUGAGCUCUCUGGUCAUGCGGAGAAACCGGUCCCGUUUUCCCCUGCGGGUAUCUUGGCACCUUUGUUCAAUCCAGAAACAGAGGAUGAUGGAAUCAAUGCAGCAGGCUGAAGCAGAAUAUAUUAUUCUUUGGGGGAAUGGCCCAAACUGAAAUAAAAUCUUCAGACCUUC